Messenger RNA from Clonostachys solani, 201 nucleotides. The record is from the annotation of a GenBank genome assembly. NCBI's taxonomy places the organism in Eukaryota, Fungi, Ascomycota, Sordariomycetes, Hypocreales, Bionectriaceae.
AUGUUUCGGGCGUAUAAGAAUCUUUCACCAAAGACCCGGAUGGGCGUGGGUGCUGCAGUCAUCGCAUGGGGCGGCGCGGGCCUCUACUUGUCAGACCACGCUGAGAAGCGAUUCGGCUACACCCCGACAGAAAAGGAUCAGGAAGAACUUCGCAAGAUGACGCCUCGCAUCACCACAGUGGAUAGGAAUGAGAAUCGCUGA